AUGGGCCCUUUUCUUCGAGAGUCAAGAGUGGCAGUCUUGGAUACUUGGUUUACUCACAUGAUCAGCAUUGACUACGUCCACUACAAGAAGAGUAAGAAGAAAUCAACAUUUCAAUGGAACAGCCUCAUCAAGAACUACGUCCGUGGAUCUGUCUACAGCCGUCAGUGCAAUCUCACUUGGUUCAGCGAUGUAGACACAGUUUACAUACCAAUGAACUGGGGUAAGCGCCAUUGGGUUGCAUUGGCGAUUAAAUUAAAAGAAGGCGUUAUCGAGAUACUUGAUCCUCUUAUUGCAAACCACGACGAGUCUAAGUUGCCACAUCUCAUGAAACCGCUAGUUGAGAUGUUACCUAUCAUAAUCAAUGACCUAGUCAACCCUAAAGUAACCAACUGUCCUCUACCUGAAUCGUUCAAGUUUGAUAGAUUGGUGGACGUCUACCAAAACGACAGAAACAGAGAUUGUGGUCCUCUGAAUGUGAAAUACAUCAAACUCCCCGCCCAAGGAUUGGGCCUUGAUACCCUCACGGAGAAGAUGGUGGACGAUAUUAAAAUGGCUUACGCGGUUGAUGUCUACCAAGAAUUCGUUGUUCAGUUAUAA
Messenger RNA from Camelina sativa (false flax), 597 nucleotides. RefSeq lists its product as uncharacterized. Gene Ontology annotation, molecular function: cysteine-type peptidase activity. Gene Ontology annotation, biological process: proteolysis. Lineage: Eukaryota; Viridiplantae; Streptophyta; Magnoliopsida; Brassicales; Brassicaceae. The record is from RefSeq and is a predicted model, not a curated record.